Molecule: messenger RNA, 6806 nt
Organism: Manis javanica (Malayan pangolin)
Lineage: Eukaryota; Metazoa; Chordata; Mammalia; Pholidota; Manidae
Source: RefSeq, a predicted model, not a curated record
GCCCGCGCCCCCGCCCCUCGGGUCCCUCUCAGACGUGUUGCUACCGGGGGUCUGCCUCCUGCCUUCCUGAGCUCUCCCGGCCAAGGGGGGCGAGGACGAGGACCGGGCCGCAGCACUGCUCCGCGUGGACGCGCUGCCUCUCGUGCAGCGGCCGCCGCCGCCAGAGCGAGCAAUUGCGAGCGACCGGAGGCUGCGCGGAGGAGGCCCCCACGGCGGCCGGCGGCGGGGCAGGAAGGACAGAGCCGACCUCUGCCCGCCCGAGGCUCGGCUGCUCCCGCGCGCCCGGGGCCGCCGCCUCCCCAGGGCUGAGCGAGGAAUGAGCAGGCGCCCGCCUGGGGCUGUUGGGCCGAGAGGCCGCGGCUCGGCUUCAUCCCACGCCGCGGGGCCGCGGGGGCUCGGUCACCGCGGCCGGGAGCGGCGGGGUCAGCGGCGGCCUCGCUCGGGGAGCAGGCGCCGGGGUUAACUUAACCGGCCGCGGAGAGGAGGAGGAGCAGCCGGGCGGGGGCGGCCGCCGCGCCUCCCCUCCCCCCGCACACGCCGGGGCUUCUCAGUGGCCGCCGAGUAGGAAGUUCCGCUCGUUGACAGACCCGUGCGGUAGCCACGGCGGCGGUGGCUGGAGGGCUCAAGUCUUCUGGUCGCAAAAGCUCUCCGUCCCGGCCGUCCAGUGGCAGCGUCGGAGCUCCCCCCGGCGUCCGGAUUUGAGCGGCAGCGUCGGGAGGCGCGAGCGUCCGAGACCUUCCUCUUGCUACUUCGCCCGGCGCCGCUGCUUUGGCUUCCUGGAGAGGUGGGACACCUCCGACUUAGGAGGACACCCCUAUUUUUCCACUACUGAGGUUUAAAGAUUCUGGAGUCGAAGCAUCAGAGGUUGUUAAGUGAAUCUUCUGCAACUCGAAUUGGCCUGGCUCCAUUUUGGGGUAGGAGGCCACGUUGGAGCAUCUCUGGGGUGUAGGAAUGAAAGAACCCACCUUGCAUGCCUUCCGCAGUGUUGCUUGAUUGAUCUAUCCUUAGGGAUGAAAAGGAGACUUGUAAGUAUCCGAUGAGGUACUGAAAGCCAUAUGGAAAAGGAAAUACAUAACAGGACAUAAACUAGUGAUCGCUUCGGGGCCACAUACGUUUCUGAAUGUAAUUGGACGAGCGUGAAAGAGGUGCCCUAUUAAAAAGCACAACAGUCCUUCAAGAGGAGAAAUUUUGAGUUUCCCCGUUUUUACCAAGAUUUUGAAGACGGUUCCAUGCAUUGUACAUACGAUAUAAGAUGAGAACUUCAUAAAAUAUUUUGUCCAAGAGUGAAAACGAUGACUACCCCAGCCUUGCUGCCCCUGUCUGGACGAAGGAUACCACCUCUGAAUUUGGGGCCGCCUUCAUUCCCACAUCACAGGGCUACCUUGAGACUUUCUGAGAAGUUUAUCCUACUCCUUAUUCUAAGUGCCUUCAUCACCCUGUGUUUUGGGGCAUUCUUCUUCCUUCCAGACUCUUCAAAACACAAACGCUUUGAUCUGGGUUUGGAAGAUGUGUUAAUUCCUCAUGUAGAUGCCAGCAGAGCGGCUAAAAACCCUGGAGGCUUCCUGAUCCAUGGACCUGAUGAACAUAGACACAGGGAAGAAGAGGAACGUUUGAGAAAUAAAAUUCGAGCUGAUCAUGAGAAGGCCCUUGAAGAAGCGAAAGAAAAAUUAAAAAAGUCAAGAGAGGAAAUCCGAGCAGAAAUUCAGACAGAAAAAAGUAAGGUAGUCCAAGAAAUGAAGACGAAAGAGAAAAAGUCACUGCCACAAGUCCCUAUACCGAACCUUAUAGGAAUAAAUGGUGGAGACCCAGAAGAUAAUGACAUAAGAAAGAAAAGGGAAAAAAUUAAGGAGAUGAUGAAACAUGCCUGGGAUAAUUAUAGGAUGUAUGGAUGGGGACAUAAUGAGCUGAGACCUAUUGCAAGGAAAGGGCAUUCCACUAAUAUAUUCGGAAGCUCACAAAUGGGUGCUACCAUAGUAGAUGCUUUGGAUACCCUAUAUAUCAUGGGACUUCAUGAUGAAUUCCGAGAUGGGCAAAAAUGGAUUGAAGAUAACCUUGAUUUCAGUGUGAAUUCAGAAGUGUCUGUGUUUGAAGUCAACAUUCGAUUUAUUGGAGGCCUACUUGCAGCAUAUUACCUUUCAGGAGAGGAGAUAUUCAAGAUUAAAGCAGUCCAACUGGCUGAGAAACUCCUUCCUGCCUUUAACACACCUACUGGAAUUCCCUGGGCAAUGGUGAAUCUGAAAAGUGGAGUAGGGCGAAACUGGGGCUGGGCAUCUGCAGGUAGCAGCAUUCUUGCUGAAUUUGGUACACUACAUAUGGAGUUUGUGCACCUCAGCUACUUGACAGGGGAGCCUGUUUACUACAAAAAGGUCAUGCACAUUCGGAAACUACUUCAGAAAAUGGAUCGUCCAAAUGGUCUUUAUCCAAAUUAUUUGAACCCAAGAACAGGUCGCUGGGGUCAAUAUCAUACAUCAGUUGGUGGUCUGGGAGACAGUUUUUAUGAAUACUUACUAAAAGCAUGGUUGAUGUCAGAUAAAACAGACCAUGAGGCAAGAAAAAUGUAUGAUGAUGCUAUUGAGGCUAUAGAAAAACAUCUCAUUAAGAAGUCCCGAGGAGGUCUGACUUUUAUUGGAGAAUGGAAGAAUGGGCACUUGGAAAAGAAGAUGGGGCAUUUGGCCUGCUUUGCUGGGGGAAUGUUUGCUCUAGGAGCAGAUGGUUCCAGAAUGGAUAAAGCUGGCCAUUAUUUAGAGCUAGGGGCAGAAAUUGCACGAACAUGUCAUGAGUCAUAUGACAGAACUGAAUUAAAACUGGGUCCUGAAUCAUUCAAGUUUGAUGGUGCAGUAGAGGCUGUGGCAGUCCGGCAGGCUGAAAAAUAUUACAUCCUCCGUCCAGAAGUAAUUGAAACCUAUUGGUACCUAUGGAGAUUUACUCAUGAUCCAAGAUACAGGCAAUGGGGCUGGGAAGCAGCGCUGGCUAUUGAAAAGUAUUGCCGAGUUAGUGGUGGAUUUUCUGGGGUGAAGGAUGUAUAUUCCUCUACUCCUACACAUGAUGACGUACAGCAGAGCUUCUUUCUUGCUGAAACAUUGAAAUAUUUGUAUCUGCUGUUCUCCAGUGAUGACCUUUUACCUUUAGACCACUGGGUGUUCAAUACAGAGGCUCAUCCUCUGCCUGUGUUAAAUUUAGCCAACACCACACUUUCAGGAAAUCCUGCUGUUCGAUGAAAGCAGCUCCAGAAAGACCUUGCUCACCUGUGUUUUGUUUACAUGGACCACUACAGAAGUUAGUCUGGAGAGGGGGCUUUUGAAAACCUGGACCUCUUAACUCAGCAUGGCAGGGAGAAACAUGACUAUUCCCUGCAAGACUUUUCAGCUUGUAGAGAUCUCAACUUUGAACUGAUUCCAUUUUAUACCUGACCAAAACAUAUUCUGGUAUGUGUAGGACAGAGACCUGAUGUGCUUUUAUUCUUAACAAGAUGGUCACAUGAGAAAUUGUGCUUAUUACUGCUGUAUCAUUUUUAGAGUCCUGGAAUCUGGAUGCUAGACUUCCUAAGAAUAUGCCAAGAAUGUGGAGCAUCUUGCAGGGGUUAGAGAUGGCCUUUGGGACCAUUUAUAUAUUUGUUUCCUCCCAAAGUGGAGCAGCUUUCAAAUCAAAUAUUUAAUGCAUUGUUUAUCUUUUUUUCUCCAUUUUUAAUAAUGGAAUGAAUUAAAAUAAACAAGAACAAAAGACCAGUAUAACUGCAUCAGUAGCAAGAAGACUCGAAAAAGAAACAGGAGUACCUUUUCCUGUCUGAGUUUUCAGAUUCCCCAUUGAUGACCAGACUGGUGACCAUUUCAAAUCCUAAUCUAUUCCAUUGAAUUUCUUGUUUAAAUUUCAUUUUCUCUGGGAGCAUGAUCUCACAAAGAUUGCUCUUCAAGUCUUUGUCUCCAUUUGGAAUCAUUGAAACUGCUAUUUAUCAUAGUUACUACUUUUGAGCCUGGUUUUGGGAUUUUCUGCAUGUUGAUCAAGUCUAGUGUUGGUAGCAUGACAAAAAAUGGGAAAACUGCUGCAAUUUGUUGCCUUGAGACCUGUUCUAAGAGAAAGACUUGGUUUUGUUGGUUAGGAGAUUAUUUUUCCAAACCAGAAAAUCUACCAAGUAAACUUCAUCCACUUUAACCUCAUUAUAAACUUAGUAGAAUCCUUUAAUUUACAACUUUUUUAUGUGGCUUGGCAAAAUUUACUAUACUAUUAUGCAUCUCUGAAUUUACCUUGAUGAGCCAAAUUAUUCUUAUGGUGUAUUAAGUCAAAAACAAAAAAAAACAUUGAAACUCAGUUAAAUAUUCUUCUGGAAUGGGGACAAGGGGUCCUUUAUUUAUCAUCUCAUCAGAUGAGUGAGCUUUUCACAAAUAUUUUAUGUAAAAAGUAAAUUCAACUUUUAUUUUCUCCAAGGAUAUUUGUAGAAAUCCAAAGAAUUAGUCAAAAUAGCUUCAAAAUAAUUUCUAGUAAUGGAAGUGUGGUGUAAUUACUCAUAUCACACUAUAUUUAGGAUAUAUCUAAGGGACUUUCUCUUAACCAUUAAUAGAUUUUGCAAUGAUAUUUCCUGUUAAAGAAAUUACUAUUUAUAUUUUGGGGGGAUGAACUUAAAUUUUAUCAAAAACUGCAUUGUAAGAUAAAUAUCUAACGCUUGCAAAUUUUCUGUCCCUUGAAUUUAUGUCACAGUGCAAAACACUUAUUCUUCUUUACAUUUAAUACAAACACUUCUGUUGACAAAAUUCGGAGUAGUAUAGUUAGUCUAAUAUUUACUCUGAAUUUGAAGAUUUGAUGAAACAGUGUUUGUGCAAGAAGCCCACCUUAGAAUUCUGAAGGGUUAUUUCAUUAUUUUCGUAGCUUUUCUUUUUAACCUUUUUAUUAGCAUGUAGUAGAUUAAGUUGGGAAAACAUUUAAUACAUUAAUAUAAAUAAAUAUUUUCUAAGGGUGAUCAUCUGAUGCCACAAGUAAUCAAGCAGUCCUCACACUUAAGCAAAUGCUCCGUAAGUGAUAACCACCCCAAGAUUUUUCAGUAUACAUAUAAUAUAAGGAUGUAGAGCCAGUUGCAUUAUUUAAAUCUUGAAGAGAGUUCAAUUUUUGCACAUAUUUUAAGAUAGUAAUAUCUUUUGCUACUUGAAAAAUUAAAAUUUUUAAAUGAGAAGCAUAGAUAACUAUAACUUUAGAAGAGAAAGGGAAGGUAUUUUAUUUGGUUCUCAAAAAGUCAGCCUUCCUCUUAAAAAUAGCACAAGCCCACCUUUGAGUCACUAAAAAAAAAAAAGAAAAAAAGUUGAGUUGGCAAAGACCCAGAACAGCUGUGUAGAUGGCAUUAAACCCUCCUGUGCUUUGUUUAGAGGAAUGCAGAGUAAAGGGCCUUCUUGAUUCCCCAGGAAAUUCUCAAAGAUGUAGAAGAGAGAACCCCCACCCUCAAGCACCCUGUUCAUAUUUCUCAGAUGACUAGAGCUUAAGAGAAGGCAGAGAAGUGUACAAGCAUGGCCAGUUCUGCUGUGAGCAAAGAAUUGGAGUGGGACAGUGGAUGGGUCUGCUUCACGACUCCCUGCCUUGUGAUGAUGAGAAGACUAGAGCAUCUAACAAUGCUUCCAUUUUUUCCUUCUCAGUACCAAAGGCAAUUAAAUUAAAGUCAGCUACAAGUAACUUGCCAGUGUCAUGUUUUAUUUUUGUUGGAGAUUUUAAAAAAUUAUUUCCUCCCAGAUCAAUCCUUAUCCCAUAUUCUGCUUAGUUUCCAAGAGUAUUCUUUACUUUCUUCUGUCCUAUGUAGUUCUUUGCAUUUUGUAGACCUUAUUACUCAGGUUGAAUACUCACGACAUUUAUCAGACCUUCUGCAAAGAGCCUAGAAAUGUUCCUUUUUCAGGUGCCACCUCAAAGAGCUGACACCUCACUUGUGCCUUUGGCACAAACGUGCAGAACAGAUCAGUUGAUACAUAAAAGACAAAAGAACAGAGAUAACUGUUAUGCACCCCUCUACCUUCUACACUUACUUCUCUUUUAGAAUCACACUUUUUUGUUCAACCCACUAUAAAGUUGUUGAAGCCAAGAGAAUGUGGCCCUAACCAGGAAGUCUCAGUGCAGAAAAAUAGGUCCCCCUUUGGAGGGUUCUUACUUUCUGGUGGGUUGUGUGGAUAUGCUGUUUUGUGUCUCUGACACCAACUCAUCCCUGUCUUUGUGCAGAUGUCUAUUUAUAGAAGUAAAACCUAGGUAUUGAAGGAAUACUGACCGUGAUGCUCCAUGCUGUCAUCUAGGGCAAGCCAGGGCUUCACUUAGUAGAGCUUAUUAAUCAAACAAUGUAAAAUUGUGAUCAUCAUCUUCAUCUCCACUCUCCAUUGCCAAAAUCUUUGUUAAAACUACAAAUUCAUUGAUAAAAGAUUGUGCUUGUCAUUCUCAUUAUGCAAUUUCUCUUUAUUAAGCCUGGAUUUUUUUUAAUGAAUGUAUGAGUGAAUGAAAGAAUGAGUGAACAAACAUGGAGAACCUACUAUGUGCCAAGCAUUGUGCUAGGCACUUUGAAACAUUAGAACAUUUUGUGAUCCCAGUUUCAUUUUCUGUAUAAGGGUAGUUCAUACCAAUUUAAAUAUUUUCCAGUAUGAAUCAUGUUACAAAAUCCUUAAUUUUAUAUUUCAUUUAAAUUAAAGAGGAAAAGAAAUGGUUUAUAUUUUAAGCAAUGUUACUAUAUAAUACUAACAGCUGUAAUUGUAGUUAAUAACUUAAGAAAAAUGUCAAAUACUUGAUUUCUGUUGCAACCUUGACUAAAAUAUUUACUUUAAAAAUAAAUAAAAACUUCUUAUUUUGCUAUA